Molecule: messenger RNA, 882 nt
Organism: Histoplasma mississippiense
Lineage: Eukaryota; Fungi; Ascomycota; Eurotiomycetes; Onygenales; Ajellomycetaceae
Exons: 5
Coding region: 1-882 (293 amino acids)
Molecular function (GO): methyltransferase activity
Source: RefSeq, a predicted model, not a curated record
AUGGCCGAACCACAAGUAUACCAAGAGGUCCAGAAACACUACAGCUCCGCUGCCAAAACCAGCGACGACAGAUACGGCCACGACGUGGCAACCGCCUUUGGAUAUUCCAAGGAGGAGCUCGCCAGUAUCCCACAAGAUGCGAAUCUGGGCCUAAGCUGUGGAAAUCCUCUUGCUCUGGCGCAAUUGAAAGAGGGAGAAACUGUGAUAGACUUUGGCAGUGGUGCGGGCAUCGACGCUUUCCUCGCCGCCAAAAAUGUCGGCCCGAAUGGAAAAGUAUACGGCGUUGACAUGAACAAGGCAUCAAACAGCAACAAAGAAAAGACCGGUGCUGCCGCAGCAAACGUCGCCUUUGUCGAAUCAAAAAUUACCGCCGUCGACCUCCCUGACGCCGUGGCCGACUGCAUCAUCAGCAACUGCGUCGUCAACCUCGUUCCAGAGGCCGAGAAGCAGCUCGCUUUCAAUGAGAUGGCGCGCCUGCUCAAACCAGGUGGGCGCGUAGCCCUCAGCGAUAUCCUGGUUCGGAAGGAGUUGACGCCUGAGCUGAAGAAGAGCGUUGCGUUGUAUGUUGGCUGUAUUUCGGGAGCUAGCCGGGUGGAGGAUUACGAGAGGUAUUUGAGGGAGGCGGGGUUUAGUGAUGUCCUUAUUGUCGAUGCAAAGAGCGAUUUGAACAUCUACACGUCAGCAUUGGAAACCCCCAAGAACGCCAGCGGUGGCUGCUGCGGGGUAGUGAAGAAGCCCGAGCCGACUCCCUGCUGUGGCCCUGCGCCGUCAAAGGAAGAGCGCGGGCCUGGGAUAUUUUCUGAAGGAUUUAAAGCUGAGUUUACGAAUGUCGAUCUUAACGAGUGGGCGGGUUCCUUUAAAAUCUACGCCGUCAAAAACUAG